CCUCACAAAUUAGGGUUUUUUUCCUCCUUAGGGCUUCACAACUUCAAGCAGCUUCAGAGCUUAUCGUCGAGAACCUCCAACCGGUGAAAAUGCCGUCACAUAAGACAUUUAUGAUUAAGAAGAAACUGGCGAAGAAGCAGAGGCAAAACAGGCCCAUUCCUUACUGGAUUCGUAUGAGGACUGAUAACACUAUCAGGUACAAUGCUAAGCGCAGGCACUGGCGUAGAACCAAGCUAGGGUUUUAAGGUGGAAGAGUCGAGCUUUAUUCAUGAUUCUAAUGAAAAAACUUGUUGGAUUAUGUCCUUGUUUUGUGAUGAAACAUGAUGUGUUUUAAUUUCAAUGGAGUUUAUACAUUGAAUGACGGUUUAUGAGUUUAUUUCUGGUUAAUUCUAGAUGUUUUAAUGCUGGUUUAA
Molecule: messenger RNA, 413 nt
Organism: Nicotiana attenuata
Lineage: Eukaryota; Viridiplantae; Streptophyta; Magnoliopsida; Solanales; Solanaceae
Product: 60S ribosomal protein L39-3
Exons: 3
Coding region: 90-245 (51 amino acids)
Biological process (GO): translation
Cellular component (GO): ribosome; cytosolic large ribosomal subunit
Molecular function (GO): structural constituent of ribosome
Source: RefSeq, a predicted model, not a curated record